GAAGCAGCAGGGGAGAGACUCUGACAGUCCAGAGCCAGAGACUGAGAGAGAAGCACGAUGUCUGAAUUCAGAAGGAUCAUGAUGUCUUCAUUCCUGAUGCUGCUGCUCCACUUUCCAGCUGCAGCUGUGAAAGAUUACUACCCCACUGUCAGAGCUGGAGAUGAAGUCACUUUGCCUUUUGACAAUGUGAUAGAUGAUCAGGAUGAGUGUGAGAGUGCUACCUGGUUCUUCAUUGAUUCAAGAAGCCCAGCAGCAGUGAGGCUGUUUGAAGACGGACAGAUUCACAAAGAAGCCAAAGCUAAAUCAGACAGACUGAGAGUUACAGAGAAUUGUUCUCUGGUUAUAAAGAAGGUCACAGAGGAGGAUGCUGGAGGUUACAUCUGCAGACAGUUCAGAUCAGGAGAACAACAAGGUCCAGCCUCUUGGGUUUAUCUGUCUGUUGUUACCAUGACUGAACAUCAGGACAAUGAUGAGGUGACGUUACACUGCUCUGUGUCGACAUAUGGACGGUGUGAUCACACAGUGAAGUGGCUGCUUCAGGGUCGAGAUGUGGAUAAAGAUCACAGAGAGAUAAACACAUCACAGUCUUCCUGCUCUGCCUCUGUGACAUUUCUGACUUCUCUCUUUAGUUACACAACAAGGUCUGAGUUGUUUACUUGUGAAGUAACUUAUCGUUCCAACGUGUGGACCUUCAGCGCUCAGUCCUCAGGUGAGGACAAAAAACCAGCAACAACUAAUCGACCACCACCAACAACAACAACAGCAACAACAACAGCAACAACAACAACCGCAGCAGCUAAAAACAACUUAAACUCAGGUGAGGAUGCAGGGAAGGUGACUGCAGUGUCAACAACAUGGCCAACAGUGAGAAUGAGAGCAGCCGGAGAGAUGACCAACACAUCUGAAGACAAUCACACAGAACCAGAGGACAACAACAAAGGUCGCUUGAGGCUCAUCAUGGUGUCUGUGGGUUUAGCGGCUCUCAUCAUCACCGUGGUUACAGUCAACAUAUGGACAAGAGCUAAAGGGAGCAAAGCACAGACGGAAGAAAACAUGGAGCAGAAUGAUGAAGAUGAAGAUGAAGAUGAGGUGAACUAUGAAAACGAUAGAGGGGCUUCUGCCUCUGUGUGACUGAUCAACAACAUCAACUCCCCUCAGAGUCCAUGCUGUCAAACAUCACCUCCUCAUAUUCUACAGGAGAAAACAGGAGAACCAUGAGAUCAUUGGAACAUUUCUGAUGACUGAGAACACCUGAGCAGUGUUCAUUUUGGCAGCUAUUUUUGAUUUAGUCUUUAGACGAAAAUGGUUAUUAGUUUUAGUCACAUUUUAGUCCUUUUUAUCCUUCAUAGUUUUAGUCCAGUUUUAGUCGAUGAAAAAUCAUUACAUUUUAGUCAACUUUUAGUCAAAAUGUUUUCUCUCUUUAAACUAAUUCAGUUAAACACAGGUAUCUGAAACUGGAAUCAAGGUGACAGCAUCAAGUGUUGAAAUUCGUAAAGCAACAUUUCACUCUCUUAACGCUUUA
Molecule: messenger RNA, 1522 nt
Organism: Trematomus bernacchii (emerald rockcod)
Lineage: Eukaryota; Metazoa; Chordata; Actinopteri; Perciformes; Nototheniidae
Exons: 8
Coding region: 58-1131 (357 amino acids)
Biological process (GO): T cell activation; positive regulation of ERK1 and ERK2 cascade; interleukin-15-mediated signaling pathway
Cellular component (GO): membrane raft; external side of plasma membrane
Molecular function (GO): protein tyrosine kinase binding; MHC class II protein binding
Source: RefSeq, a predicted model, not a curated record